Hydra vulgaris (swiftwater hydra) is the source of this 1403-nucleotide messenger RNA. The record is from RefSeq and is a predicted model, not a curated record. Lineage: Eukaryota; Metazoa; Cnidaria; Hydrozoa; Anthoathecata; Hydridae.
AGAGUAACAAAGAUGGUAUCUUUGUUGGUUAAAAUAUUUGAAAAAAAACAUAGUUUGUCUUGGCAUCAUGUUUGUGUAUUCGUUUUAACAUAUUUUUCGUAUGCAAUUUUUCAAGGAAACAGAAGAGCGUUCGACGAUUGUAAAAACACAUUAAACAAUACAUUCGUUUUUCAAAGCUCUAUAAAAUCGUCUGAAACUAAUGAGAACCCAAUAUUAUUUUUUAAAAAGCUUGAUAUUUAUUUUGCGUUUGCCUACUCAACAGGAUUAUUUAUUAGUGGCAUAUUGGGAGAUAGACUAAAUUUGCGCUUUAUGUUAACUUUUGGUAUGUGUGGUUCCGCUAUUAUUACGUUAACAAUUGGGUAUUUAGAAAACAUAACAAAAACUCCGAAUGAAAAUUAUUACUACGUGCUAUAUUCUAUAAAUGGCUUAUUUCAAUCAAUAGGUUGGCCAGUUUCAGUUGCAAUAAUGGGAAACUGGUUUCCUUCAGGAGACAUUUUGUACGGGAUAUGGGGUGGUAAUGGAUACCUUGGGUAUAUAUUUUGCUCUUAUAUUGUUAGAUACUCAUUGAAUUAUGAUUAUACAAAAGGAAUGUUGUUGAAUGGUUCUUUAUUGUUUUGUUGUGGCGUGAUUAAUUUAUUUUGUUUAAUUACUCAUCCAAACCAAGUUGGUAUUAUAGAAAAUAACUUAUCAAAUGUACGAAACAACAAAAAUGACGUGCUUAUCAAAAAAGCAGUUGGAUUUGGGGAAGCAGUUUUGCUACCUGGAGUUCUAACUUAUGCAGUUUCUUAUUCUUUUAUAUUAAUGAUUAACGACAUAUUUUUCUUUUCACUGUCAACUUAUUUAUCUAUUGAUCCCAGGUGGGAUGAUAUAAAAUCUAAUAGUUUGGAAUCUUACUUCGACUACGGUUCAAUAAUUGGAGGCAUUGUUGCUGGAACCUUAUCAAAAAUGAUAGGAAUGCGAUCACCGGUGAUUUUUACAAUGUUUUUGUUUUCCAUCGCUACAAUAUACUUAAAUUUCAAACUUGAUAACGGUCGUACCAAUGCUAUAAUCAUUUUUUUUAAUGGAUUUUUAGUCGGUGGACCUGAUGUUAUCAUUAGCACUGCAAUCUCAGUUGAUCUCAGUAAGCAUGAUCAGAUAAAAAACAAAGCUCAAGCUUUGGCUACUAUUACAGGCAUUAUUGAUGGCACUGGACAUUUUGCAUCAGCAGUUGCUCAAUGUUUGAUAUUGACAAUAAAAAAGAAAUUUAAUUGGAAUGGAGUUUUUUUUUUUUUGAUGUUUGUUUCUAUAGCCAGUUGCUUCUGGAGUUUCUUUAUUUUAUACAAAGACAUUUUAAAUAGGAAAAAUAAAAAAUAUAUUAAGUUAUAAAUAUUUAAUCUAAAAAUCCUUUUUGCUAAACAAUAUUU